UAUUGUUUGUACUGCAGAAAGACUGAUGGACUUUAUCUUUAGGAAUUACAGAGAGUCACCAACUAUUUGUGAUUUUAAGUUCAUCUUUGGAGUUGGAUAUCAGAACUACUAGUUAAUGUUAUACCUGAUACACACUCAGUAAAUGGAGCAACACAAUCUCUAAGACCCUGAAGGAAGUGCUGUCUGAGGUUUUCAAAAUUGGAAACUAAAGACGCAUAAAUAUUUUCUCCACUAGAGGGCACAUUACACAAUAUUCCAGAUGGAGGCACCUUUUCUAGAAAAACAGAAAUAUUCAGAAAAUGAAAGUCUUCAAUGCCAGCCUGAAGAAGAGUACAAGUAUCAUGUAUACACGGCAAUAUAUAUUAUUGUGUUUGUGUUUGGGGUUUUAUUUAAUGGAGCAGCCAUCUAUGUUUUUUGCAUAGCCAAUAAAAAGAAAGGGAUAUCUUCCAUAUGCCUUAUGAACCUUGCAUAUGCUGAUCUCAUAUUUAUAAUAUUUCUACCUCUGAGAAUUUCUUACUAUGUGAGUGGGGCAUCAUGGAUAUUUGGAGAUAUCCUUUGCCGCAUCACUACAUUUACUUUUUAUUUCAGCAUGUACUCCAGUAUCUACUUCCUGGCCUGUCUCACCAUGUUUCGGUAUCUAUCAGUUGUGUUUUCUGGGAAGAUUUAUGUCAAGAAGGUGGUUUGGUUAUGUGCUUUUAUCUGGGUUUUUACAGCCAUCAGCACAACACCUUUUCUUACUUCAGGAAGUUAUGUUCGUGAAAACAAAACAAGGUGCUUUGAGCCUUCUGGGGUUUCGUCUUGGAAAAUAAUCAUGCAUAUGAACUACUACGCCUUAUCUGUUGGAUUUAUACUUCCAUUUUUAUCAGUGGUUAUAUUUAAUAGUCUUCUCAUAAAACACAUUCUACAAAUUCCUAUGUCCAGAAGAAAUAUAAGAAAACAAGUCACAAUGAUUGUCUUGGUACUUUUGGUGUAUACACUUUGUUUUUUGCCAUAUCAUAUUCAAAGAACCAUUCAUCUUCACUAUUUAGUCCAUCAUCCAAACAUCUGCAGCUUACAUGACAUUCUACAGAGGACAGUGGUGGCAACCUUGUGUCUUGCUGUGCUAAACAGCUGUCUAGAUCCCUUAUUUUACAUAUUUGUGGGCCAUGGUUUCAAAUCAUGGUUCCAGAUAAUGUGUGGAAGUAAAAAUAUGUUACAAAAAGAACCUUCAAUGUCCAACUCUGAUGAAGUAGAUAAAGUAACAAUGGAUGAAAUCCAAAUGAAUGAUGAGAUACUGAUUAAUAAUAAUGUGUGAGCAGUUACUAAAGAAGAAUCUAAGGUGUAAUGUACAAUGUUGGUUAAGGAAAUAUAAAACAAUGUAUGCUACCUAAUAUAUGUAAAUUCUGAAUAAUACCCACUAUGUUCACCUUGAUAAUCUGUAUACAUACCUACAGUACCUAUAACUAUGAGUUCAUGGGGUCAAUUUACUAACGUGCGAGCGGACAUGAUACAACGUAGCAUAUCAUGCCCGCUGCACAUCGAUAAAUGCCGACAGCAUAUGCUGCUGCAGGUCUUUAGACUGCUGCAUCAUAAACACGGGGCAUCAAGCUCUGUACGGAGCUUGAUAAAUUGACCCCCAUGUCUUAUUAUCUUUUGAUAGAAACACAUAUGUUUGUGGGCCAUUUAUAUUAUGUGUUUAAUGUAAUGUAACUUAAUUUUAUUAGGCAUGCAACAAGGUUUUACUAAAGAUUCAUUUGCUGUAUUAUACUACCUUGAACUUAAAACAUUGGAAAGUGGUAAACCUUUAUUUCAUCAAAAUUACAGUCAGUUAAGCAUGAACCACUGGUUCCACUGUAGUUUUAAGGGUUUGUAAAGCAUUGACAAAUUAAGUUUUGAUAAUUAUCAAAUUAAAUCACUUAUAUUGCCUGCCUUCAGUCAUUUUGUAGUAUCCUUGGAUGUUUAUGAACAAGUAAUAUGAUGCUAAUACAUUAGGAAUGUCAGUUCAAAUCUGGUAUUAUUAUUUAAAGUGAAGGUAAACUUUGGUGAAUGAAAGCCCGUUUUUUAAAAAUACUAUUAA
Bombina bombina (fire-bellied toad) is the source of this 2056-nucleotide messenger RNA. Its product is annotated as cysteinyl leukotriene receptor 2. Gene Ontology annotation, cellular component: plasma membrane. Bases 260 to 1294 code for a protein of 344 amino acids. The record is from RefSeq and is a predicted model, not a curated record. NCBI's taxonomy places the organism in Eukaryota, Metazoa, Chordata, Amphibia, Anura, Bombinatoridae. Gene Ontology annotation, molecular function: leukotriene receptor activity. Gene Ontology annotation, biological process: G protein-coupled receptor signaling pathway. The transcript has 3 exons.